UCUGAAGGUGCCUUAUCUGACAAGGAUACCGAUGUGUGUGAUUCGAACCCAUGCCAGAAUGGAGGCUCAUGUGAGAAGAGUUUUGCCAGCUACACAUGCCACUGUUCAAAUGAGAACCAAAACGGCAUCGUGUACGGAGGCCGGAACUGCACUCAGGUCCUGGUAGGCUGUAGGGGGCGCCAGUGCCAUAAUGGGGGAACAUGCUUCCCUUUCCUGAGUGACGAAGUGCAUGUCUACGAAUGCUUAUGUCCUAGUGGCUUUACAGGCACCUACUGCCAAGAAUCCACCACAUUCUCCUUUGAGACCAAUGGUUACGUCCACCUUGAGACAUCAACCCCAGAUACAAAAGCGGACUUGAACGUGACCCUCAGCUUUAGAACCCUGCAAGGUGAGGGACUGCUGUUUCAGCGGGAUGUUGGAGGAUUACUGCAUAGGCUGCAGCUGUCCAGAGGCCACGUGCAUCUCAGCCUUCUGGAGCACAGUGAACCUGCAGUGUCACUGGCGCUGCCACAGAACGUGACCGACGGCUGGUGGCACACCGUUGAGAUCAUCCUGGGGCAGGAAGGACUAAGUGUUGGGCUACUGGAUUCCUCAUGUCAGGAGGACUGCGAGAACCAAAUGGCUGUGAAGAGCAACUGGACGCAGCUGGAACUGACACGUCGUAGCAUGUUCAUCGGUGGGGUUCGGGGGGAGGGUGAAGCCGGCCCGCCGCAUUUUAUCGGCUGCCUGCGGGACCUGCGCGUCGACGAUGUGCCACUGGUGCCGGUGCAUUGGCCGAAGGGGUCCACAGAGAGCCUCACCCAUGGGUGCAUAGAGAGGGACCGGUGUGUGGACGACCCGUGCCAGAGUAGGGGCACAUGCCAUAAUCAGUGGCUGAGCUACAAGUGCGAGUGCGACAGUCCCUUUGAAGGGCAAGAUUGCUCAGAGGAGAAUAUCGCUGGGAGGUUUGGGGAUGGAGAACUGGAAAGCUAUGCUGUUUUCACUAUUGACGACGACCCCGGACAGGACAUUGUGCUCAGCAUGCGGGUGCGCACGCGGAGGCGGAGCGGGCUGCUGCUCGCCCUCGUCAAUAGCAGCGGCUCCUACCUCCGGCUAUGGCUGCAGGACGGCAAAGCCACAGUCCGGGCCGAACGUUCCCCGAGCCUCACGGGACGGCUGGCGCUGAGCGACGGGGCGCUUCAUCACGUAACCGUGAGAGUGCAGCAGGACCAAAUGGCGCUGUUCCUGUCGUCCCAGAAGCAGGGGGAGGUCUCUGUUUCCAUGCCACCGGUCCGGUCAGGAGACGCGGUUUACCUCGGGGGACUGACAGACCGGCGCUCCAGCGCCUCGUUUGGAGGUUAUUUCAAAGGAUGCAUCCAGGACGUGCGGAUAAACUCCCGGCGCCUGCAGCUCUAUCCCAUAGGCGCGCCAGUGAGCUCCUAUGCCCUGGAGCGCCUUGUCAACGUAACGCAAGGCUGUGCAAGCGACAGCACCUGCAGAAAUAAUCCGUGUCAGAAUGGGGGGGUUUGCUAUCCCACGUGGGACGGCUUCACGUGCUCCUGCCCCUCGCAUGCUGCCGGCCAGCUCUGCGAAGAGGCGACGUGGUGUGAGCGGUCCCCCUGUCCGCCAGCCGGGGUCUGCCGGCCCAGAGCACAAGGCUUCGAGUGUUUUUCCAAUGCAACGUUUUACGAUGAUAGCGCUGUCAUUUCUUACAAAGGCAAUGGCAAGAUCUCUCGAACUCUCAGCUACAUCUCUUUUCGGAUUCGGACAAGGAAGCUCAACUGUGUCAUUCUGCAUGCUGAGAGGGGCCCUGAGUUUGUCACGGUCUCCAUCCAAAACUCUUAUCUCCAGUUGGAGUUGAUGACUGGCCCAGAUGCCUCCCUCAAACUGACCCUGAAGAGCCAGCACGCCAUCAGCGAUGGUGAAUGGCACUCAGUGGAGUUCUCUAUGCUGGUCCCCUCAUUGCCAUCUUCCAAAUGGAUUGUCAACGUUGACGGCAAAGGGACAAUCUCCAGCGUCAGAUCUGGGAACCUGGAUUUCCUGAAGGAUGAGGCUGACAUUUUCUUGGGUGGCUUUGGAGUCGACGUUGGCGGUAGCCUUGCCGGGUGUCUGAGUACAGUGGAAAUUGGCGGAAUAGCACUGCCCUACCAUGGGAACAGUGAGGUGGACAUACCAAGGGUCCAAGACGAGCAGUUCCUCAAGAUGUCCCCCAGAGCAGUUCGUGGUGGUUGCUCGGGGGCUGAUGUCUGCGUGGCCAAACCUUGCCUGAAUGGCGGCGUCUGUCAGGACCUUUUUAACCUCUUCAGCUGCACUUGCCCGUCAGGCUGGAUGGGACCACGCUGUGAACUCCACACAAACCCAUGCUCCAUCAAUCCAUGUGCCCAUGGCAACUGCAGCGUUCACUCCCUGGGGUACCAGUGCAUCUGUGAUGCUGGUUAUACUGGGGCUAACUGCGAGGAGAAGACAGACCCCUGUCUGCACCAUCAGUGUUCAUACGGAGCAACGUGCCUCAGAGGAAUCCAUGGCUACUCUUGCCUCUGCCGUGAUAACAGCACUGGAAAAUACUGCCAUGAGAAGAUUAAAGAACUUCCUUGGUAUAUAGACAAGAUCCGCCGCCCGAAGCUUCCAGUGUCCGUCUGUGGAAACGAGCACAGGAACUACACGUGUUUCAAUGGAGGUAACUGUACCGACGGCAUCGCAAGCAUGUGCAGCUGCCGGCUGGGAUUCACAGGUCACCGGUGUGAGACGGAGCUGGACGAGUGCAGGUCAGACCCCUGCCUUAACGGGGGCUAUUGCAGGAACCUGCUGAACCGUUACCAGUGUUUGUGCCACAUCAGCUUCGCCGGAGAGCACUGCGAAGUGGACCUCAGCGACAUUUACUUUUACGUGUCUCUGCUGCUCUGGCAGAACCUCUUUCAGUUGCUCUCCUACCUGGUCCUACAUCUUGAAGACGACGCAGAGGUUGAAUGGGGGGUCGACGACGAAUGACACAAAGUCACCAUAUAUCGAUCGAUGUUUUAACGUGCGUUUAUAUAUGUCAAAUGAUACUGAAUUUAAGUAUUCAUGGAUUAUCAUAUAAUAAAA
Messenger RNA from Paramormyrops kingsleyae, 3063 nucleotides. Its product is annotated as protein crumbs homolog 1-like. Gene Ontology annotation, molecular function: calcium ion binding; Notch binding. Gene Ontology annotation, biological process: Notch signaling pathway. Lineage: Eukaryota; Metazoa; Chordata; Actinopteri; Osteoglossiformes; Mormyridae. The record is from RefSeq and is a predicted model, not a curated record.